AUGGAAGGCUCCCAUCUGCACUUUGGCAUGUUUCCUCCAGCCUUUCCGACAACGCCUGCAACCUACUAUCCGCAGCCUAUCACUCCCGCCAAACGCGAGGAUGACGAUGUUCAAUUCGUAUCCUCCAACCCUGUCAAGAGAAGGAGGAUCGACGGUCAUCAGACCACUCCACAGUCCAUCACGAGCUCGCCACAUACAAGGCAGCUUGCACCCAGCAGCCAUCAGCCACUGGAGCCCGCCAAGUUGAUUGUUCAACCGGAAAGACGGGGGAGCACUGGCAUGGUUGAUCCCAUCGUGGCGACCCAUAUGCCUGACAUGGACCCGACGAGAGGAUGUUCCGUACCGACACCGGAGAGAUCUGGCUACCAGGAGUCAUUCUGGACCGCACCGUGCACCGGCCCACAAAGUUCACCGCCAGUGUCACCGAAAUCAUUCCCAGAGCAAGUCUCAUCGUCGAUGCUUCGGACGGACAAGAGCGAUGAGCCUGCUGCACAUGGGCACCUGGGCGGAAACCAUGCCGCCGCCGCCGGUUGGCCCGGACCGGCCCAGCCGAUUGCUACCCCAACUCAAGGCCCUCGGCCGUCGGCAACGAGAGAUCAAGGUACGCCAAGUCAAGUGCAGCCAGAGAACCAGAACCACACUGAGACUUCAAAGGACAUGGCGUCGAUGACUUAUGCUUCCCCGGUUCCAGCCGGCGUUGCUAAGCCGGAGAGGACCGCCUCUACCGUCAAUGUGGUACCGAUAGUAAAUGCCAUGAUUACGCCUUGGCAACACACCGCCGAAGUGCCUGUCUCGGACCACUCUUGCACUGGCACUGAGACGGAGCAUGCCGCAUUUGCUCCUUCAUUCCAACAGCAUACGAAGAGCAGCUGUUCAAAAGCUACCGUUGCCCAGUUCCAACCUUACGUUGGACACUCUACACCUUCUUCAAGUCCGUUAACUUUAGCUGCCCACGUUGGGUCUCAUGGUGCGAUGGAUACGCAGGCCGGCACUUGCAGCGGCCGUCCUGCAUCAGGGACAGCAAAAGGCCCAUGCCGGCAGUGUAUGGAGGCAAGGAUGAGGCAGCAAGCUGCUAACAUGGCCGUUGCUGCCAGUAUCCUUCCUUCUGUUCCGAAGGCGCCAACGUCAAGCCAAACUUCCGCACCGCCAUCCACGCUUCAACAACCCUGGGCACACCUUUUGGGGCUCAAUCCGUAUCACAACGUCAUGGCUGGAGCUAUGUACGGCCCUCUCCUUCAACAGCCUCUAGUGAAUGGGCCAAACGGCCCCUUUGCCAUUCCUUCACAACAGUCACACCUGCCUCCUGGACUCCCUCCACACCAGUCAGCAGGGAACAUGUUUCAUUUCGGAUCUGCACCCCCCAUGCAGCAAACGCAAGCAUAUGUUACGCAGCAACCGCCAGUCAAAGCGAUCAAAGCAGCUCCCGCAAGCUCAAAGCCGCAAACAUCGAGAAUCCCCGACACGCAACUAACGACAAAACACAUUGUCGUUGAUAUUGCCGACACGUGUCUCGACAUCUUUCCCUUUGCCGAGGUGGCGAAACGGCACAAUCAGCCGGAGCAAAAAGUCAGGGACAUCUUCGCCGCCGUCAUACAGGUGCCUCUGCUUCGCUGUCCCACGGACAAGAGGCGAGCCGGCAAGCUAGGUACCGCUCGGGUCAAGGAAUUCAACCAGGCGAAGAAGGAGAUGCAGGCGCAACAAGGCAACACGGGUCAGGCGCGCCAGGAGUCUCCGAACCAGAUGACUUACCCGUCGUCUGCUUGGGACAUUGCGCAGUUCAUGGGCGCGAGCGACGUACGACUCGGUGGGCUCACGCAGUAUUCGGGUCCGUGGUCAUGA
This is a messenger RNA of Colletotrichum destructivum, 1839 nucleotides long. RefSeq lists its product as uncharacterized. The transcript has a single exon. Bases 1 to 1839 code for a protein of 612 amino acids. Lineage: Eukaryota; Fungi; Ascomycota; Sordariomycetes; Glomerellales; Glomerellaceae. The record is from RefSeq and is a predicted model, not a curated record.